Messenger RNA from Diaporthe citri, 1014 nucleotides. RefSeq lists its product as uncharacterized. The coding region runs from base 1 to 1014 and encodes 337 amino acids. The record is from RefSeq and is a predicted model, not a curated record. NCBI's taxonomy places the organism in Eukaryota, Fungi, Ascomycota, Sordariomycetes, Diaporthales, Diaporthaceae. The transcript has 2 exons.
AUGGACCAGAAGAGUUCUGAGAAGCCCAGUCGGGAUCUCGACAUGAAGGGUCUUGGACCCUGGAACACCUGGCCCAACCGGUUUGCAAUUCUUGAUGCCAAAUAUUACACCAUGAUGUACAAUCGCAGCCGGAACCAUGGUGUGUACAUCGGCACUCCUUGUGAGCCAUCCAACCACAGCAGCGAUUAUGGUUCCCGGGGUGAUAACACCUACUAUAACAACUCACUCCCUCCCAGCAACACACAUGUUUCCUCUGCAAGAUUUCCAACUGAAUAUGAGCGGGACCUUCGACUGAACGAUGAACAUUCUACACAAGACAACAAACCCCAAGCCAAGAGCCCCCUCGGUCCCGUAGGCGUGGCCCUCGACGCUGAGAGGACAGUCAUUGGUGCUUCCUACACUUUGAGUCUUCUGCAAAACACGCGCCACAACCAAAGGCCCUCAAGGCAUGGAUGGGACGAGACCAAGCCAAGUCGCAGAGCCAAGGGGAUGACACUGCUGAGUACUGUGGCAAGGGGGAUGUGCCGCAGACCCGGCGAGGCUCUUGCCUUGUGCCUCGAGGUCCAAAGGAACAAUUUGACAGCAAUCACUCAAAAUCAGCUAUAUGGAGAUGAUGUCGAACGGGGACUGCGCACCGUGGGUGUGAAUGAGGGCAUCUAUCUCCCUGUGGAAACCGACGUCCCGAGUCUUCUACAGGAAAUGCAGAAGCUAGAUGAGAAGCCCGACCUUGUGGAUCGCCUCGCGAAGUACGAUCCCAGCAACGCUUUGGAAAUCGCAAUCAGGCAAACCACCCAGCAGUGGAACGGGAAUAAGAAGGUUCUCCUCCCAUUGAAAGAACACAUUGAAGUACUGGCGCGGUUUGACAGAAAGGGGGCGGAGUGGAAGAAGAUUCCAGGCGGAUUUGACCUUGCACAUGACGAAACAGUCACCUACUGUCUUGCUUCGAGUUUCGAACUAUUUCGAAUUGCAGUCAUUCGAUCGACAUUGGACAAUGAGAGUGUGAAGAGGAGAUAG